Molecule: messenger RNA, 2009 nt
Organism: Cucurbita pepo subsp. pepo (vegetable marrow)
Lineage: Eukaryota; Viridiplantae; Streptophyta; Magnoliopsida; Cucurbitales; Cucurbitaceae
Product: cyclin-SDS
Source: RefSeq, a predicted model, not a curated record
UUUCGCUUCCUAACUUCCAUAACUGCUCUGCUUCUAUCACCAAACUCAUCACCGCACCAUGAAGUCCAAAAAGCGAAGGUCCAACCUCCAAUCUCCGUCUCCGCCCAAGAAGAGGCUUCGGUCUCAGCUUCCACGCCGCAGGCGGGAUCCGAUUUCUCCUUUUUUCUGCUCGCCGGACUCCAGCUCUGGCUCCUUCCACGGAGGAGGACCUGAGGUUUCUACCAAACUCGAAGCGGUUUUUGGAUUCCAGCGUGGUACUGCGGGUGCGAGGAAGAGACGAUUCGGUUCCAUUGGUGGCGAUCUUCAAGUCAAUUUGAAUUUGGAUGCUGCUUCAAAUGGAGUGUCCAGAGGUUGCUUGCAGGAGGAGUGCGAGGUUAGGAAGAGUAAUGUGGAAGUGUCUGAAUCGUCUUGCGUGGAGUCGAAUUCUGGAGUCGAUUUUGGUGUUGUUGGACCGAGUAACUCCAGGUUGAAGAGUAGGAGAGAGUUUAGGAGAACUAUUGACCAAAACAAAGAUCCAGCGGGCAAUGGAGUUCUGGAGUUCCAAUUCACUGAGGCUGAUGUCUCGUCGAAGCUUUGUGGAAAGGGAGCUGUGCCGUCCAAUCCUUGUGUACCGUCUUGUGCUGAAUCUAUCCUCGAGAGCGUCUGUUCCUUCGAAGAGAAAGGACUAGAGGUUGAAGAAAACGGACUAUGGGACUUUCAGUUACAAGAGAUACCGAGAAAUGAGAUCAAUGAAACUUUCACUGUUUCGAAGUCGGAUUCCACGAUAGAACAGUGGCCUAACAGCUUGAAGUUUGAAUCGGAUCUUGCUUGCACAGAGCAGUUCUCUUACGAGGAUGUUUCGGAAUACUCUAGCCAGGCCUUGUCCGAGCUUCGGUCAACUAUUCUAUUGGAGACGUCUGAUACGGACUGCUCAGAUUACACUCCUUCAAUUUUCUUGGAAUCCGGAAGCGAAUUUUCAGAAAAAUCAAACGACGACGCAACUCCUUCAUCAACAUUCAGCAUGCUGGUGCAGUACAGGCGCGACUUUCUAAGAUCAAGUGCCUCUCAAGACAUUAGAACUGGCACAUCUAUUGAAGAAGAGAAAGUAGAUCAAUCUACGAUUUUGAGAUUCGAAGAAUUGGACAAUGAAGAAGCCUAUCGAAUGAUCAGAAACAGAGAAAGACGCCAAUUGAUUAUUCGCGACUACGAAGAAGAGUACCGGUCGUCGACGGAUUAUGGCGAUCUCAUUCUCCAGGAACGGUCAAAUAUGGUCCAAUGGAUAGUUGAAAGAUCGAGAGAUACCAAACUUCAUCAGGAGACGACAUUUUUAGGAGUUACCCUCCUGGACCAGAUUCUGAGCAAAGGAUUCUUCAGAGCUGGAAGCCACCUUCAAAUUCUGGGCAUUGCAUGUCUAACUUUGGCUACUAGAAUCGAAGAAAAUCAGUCAUACAGCUGGUUGCAGCAAAGGAAUAUUCGUGUAGGGAGCAACACGUAUAGAAGAUCUGAAGUUGUUGGUAUGGAAUGGCUUGUUGAAGAAGUUCUAAAGUUCCAUUGUUUCCUGCCAACUGUCUACAACUUCUUGUGGUUCUACCUGAAAGCUGCUGGAGCUGACACAGAUUUGGAGAAUCGAGCUAAGAACUUCGCAGUGCUUGUUCUGUCAGAGAAAGUCCAAUUUUGUUAUUACCCUUCAACUAUUGCAGCUGCGGUUGUCAUCCUGGCGUCCCUAGGAGAAAAACAGGAUGCACCAAGUCAACGAGUCAUCGAGACUCAUAUCAGAACAGAAAACGAUGAUCUGCACGAAUGUAUCGAGAGCUUGGAAUGGCUAUUAAAGUUUUUAUGAUGGAAAGCAUCAUUUCCUAACAGCAAAUAAGCCAUUUCUGUUCCAUUGACUUUCACAUAUUCUUCCUUCCUGACCACUUAAGACCAACCUGAACAGCUGGUGAAGGUCACUCUCUCAGGUAGGACAUUCAAUUCUCGUCUUCCAUCACCUGUGAAAGAAAAAUAUGAUGGAUUGCCAAAAAUCAUCUUUG